Olea europaea var. sylvestris is the source of this 692-nucleotide messenger RNA. RefSeq names its product guanine nucleotide-binding protein subunit beta-2-like. Gene Ontology annotation, molecular function: signaling receptor complex adaptor activity; protein binding. Gene Ontology annotation, cellular component: heterotrimeric G-protein complex; cytoplasm. The record is from RefSeq and is a predicted model, not a curated record. The coding region runs from base 1 to 357 and encodes 118 amino acids. The transcript is spliced from 4 exons. Gene Ontology annotation, biological process: G protein-coupled receptor signaling pathway. NCBI's taxonomy places the organism in Eukaryota, Viridiplantae, Streptophyta, Magnoliopsida, Lamiales, Oleaceae.
AUGUUGGUAUUUGGAACUGGCUCAGAUGAUGGAACUUGCCGACUAUUUGACAUUAGAACUGGGCACCAGCUACAGGUGUACUACCAACGUCAUGGAGAUAAUGACGUCCCUCCUGUGACUUCCAUAGCAUUCUCCAUCUCGGGCCGGCUCCUUUUUGCAGGGUACAAUAAUGGUGACUGCUAUGUCUGGGACACUUUGUUGGGAAAGAUGGUUUUGAAUUUGGGAUCCCUGCAAAACUCCCAUGAUGGUCGAAUCAGCUGUCUAGGAUUAUCUGCUGAUGGGAGUGCCUUAUGUACAGGAAGUUGGGAUACAAACUUGAAGAUUUGGGCUUUUGGAGGAUAUAGAAGAGUGAUAUAAGCAGCGCUGAGGCUAUAGAAGAGUGAUAUAAGCAGCGCUGAGGCUAUUCUUUGAUCUGGAUCUCUGACGACUAGGCUAAUGGUUAUGGAUAUCUUUUCUUCAAGAAUUAUGCUAUUCAGAGAGAUUUCAAAGUGUCCCAGUUAGUUGUGAUUUGGAGAACUGUACUGUGUUCUGUUUCUUGAAAUCUUUGUGAUCGCCGACAGAAUACAGUAGUGGAGCAAAUGGAAAUGUACAUGCAAGUUUCAACUACUUUUUUUCUUUGUCGCACUCUGUCAUUCAUUUUCCAUGUAGCAAUUUCAAUUUUUUCUAAAAUAAGAACAAAUUUCAACUGAUCA